CCGCCGCCUCCCCCCCGGCCGCCGCCAUGUUGGAUGGUGCGUGUGGGUGUCAAACCCAGCCAGAGGCGGCGGCGGCCGCGCACCGGGACACCCCCCCCGCUCCUCCCGAGGCCCUUUCCCCGCUCCUCCCGCACCUUCCGCACGCCGCGUCAGGUCAUGAUUUUCAUUUUCUCGUGUCAUUCUCUUGAAGAGAGGAAAUGAUUGUAGUGGAACGUGUUACAAAUCAGCCACUGAUACGGAGCCUUUGCAGUUCAGGAACGUUCACAGAAGAGCAAAUAUAGCCCUUUUUUGUUUGUUUGUUUGUGUUCUGGAACCUGUCUUGUUAAAAAGGGAAAUAAAAAUGACGACUUCGUCUAUUAGGCGGCAGAUGAAGAACAUUGUGAACAAUUAUUCAGAGGCCGAAAUAAAAGUUCGGGAAGCGACCUCUAAUGACCCUUGGGGUCCCUCCAGUUCAUUAAUGACUGAAAUAGCAGAUCUGACUUACAAUGUUGUGGCCUUUUCUGAAAUUAUGAGCAUGAUCUGGAAACGACUGAACGAUCAUGGCAAGAACUGGCGACACGUGUACAAGGCCCUUACUCUGUUAGAUUACCUGAUUAAAACUGGGUCUGAGAGAGUGGCACAGCAGUGUAAAGAGAAUAUUUUUGCUAUCCAGACGUUGAAAGAUUUUCAGUAUAUUGAUCGAGAUGGUAAAGACCAGGGCAUCAAUGUGAGGGAGAAAUCCAAGCAGCUGGUGUCCCUUCUGAAGGAUGAUGAGCGACUCAAGACAGAGAGGGCCCAAGCCCUGAAGACCAAAGAACGCAUGGCUCAGGUGGCCACUGGAGUGGGUAGCAACCAGAUCACCUUUGGCCGAGGCUCCAGUCAGCCAAACCUCUCCACCAGCUACUCAGAGCAAGAAUAUGGAAAGUCUGGAGGAUCCCCAGCAUCUUACCAUGGCUCUACAUCCCCUCGAGUUUCCUCAGAGCUCGAGCAGGCCCGGCCUCAGACAAGUGGAGAAGAGGAGCUCCAACUGCAGCUUGCGUUGGCCAUGAGCCGGGAAGUGGCGGAGCAGGUCAGUUCCCGUGAGGAGCGCCUCAGACGCGGAGAUGAUCUGAGAUUACAGAUGGCUCUGGAGGAGAGUCGCAGAGACACAGUUAAAAUUCCCAAAAAGAAGGAGCAUACCACUUUAUUGGACCUAAUGGAUGCCCUGCCCUCGUCGGCACCAGCCCCCCAGAAAACAGAGCCUUGGGGACCCCCCCCUGCUGUUGCAAACCAGACUGAUCCCUGGGGAGGAUCCACAGUUGCAGCUACUGCCUCUGACCCAUGGCAAUCCUUUGGUGCCAAACCAGCUGCUUCCGUUGACCCUUGGGCAGCACCAGCAGGAUCCACAGCUCAACCUCUGUCCAAAAAUGUUGACCCUUGGGCUCCUGCUCAGCCAUCUUCUACUGCAGCAAAGUCUUCUGUGGAUCCCUGGGGACCAGCACCUGCAAACAAACCCCUCUCUAGUUCUGGAAGUACAUCUUUUGACCUCUUCAGUAAUUUGAAUGGUACAGUUAAAGAUGAUUUUUCUGAAUUUGACACACUUCGAACUUCCAAAAAGCCAGCUGAAUCAGGUUCCACUUUGCCAUCUCAGCAUAGCGGUACCACAAGUCCCGAUCUCUUUGAUUCCCAGCACUCCAGCAUGACAUCAGGCAAACAAAGUGCAGCUCGGAAAACCCCCGAGUCCUUUUUGGGCCCCAACGCUGCUUUGGUGAACCUGGACUCACUGGUGUCCAAGCCACCACAACCUGUUACUUCACUGAAUCCAUUCUUGGCACCAGGAGCUGCUACAGCACCAACUCCAAUCAACCCUUUCCAAGUUAUUCAGCCUCAGCCACUCACUCUGAACCAGAUGAGAGCCAGUCCUGUGAUGGGAACCAGCCCUUCCUUCAGCGCCGUGCCACCGAUCAGCAUGGAGCCAAUACCUCUGUCUUCCGUGGCCCCAGUACCUGUGGGAAUGGCACCCAUCCCAGCCAUGGGCACUGUGGCCCCUAUAACACGGAUGGGCCAGGGGCUGAACGUGAGCAUUGCAGGAUCAAUGACCCAACCUCUUCACAGUACGGGAAUCCCUCCCUCAGCAUCCCAGUCUACAAGUACAACUAACCCUUUUCUCCUAUAAAGACCCAAUUAAAGGAACUUUCUUUUCAUAGUGUUUCCAGGCUGAAGUCUUUACAGCGAAACAAACGUGGCCUGUGUGGACUGAAGGGUGUGUGAGAGACUUGGAAGUAGAUUUGCAGUUUACAGUUAUGAUCUUUGAAGAGUUGUCUCUACUUACCAGUUAAUCUAAAUCUAGUCUUUGCUACAGAUGGUACCUUACUUUGGCUUGUUGAGCAUUAUGUGAAAUGUUCAGACUUUUCACCAAAGUUAGAUUCUGCCCAUUUUGUUACUUUGUUAAUCAUUUCAAUACACUUUUUAGGGAGAACCUGCCAUUUUAAACUGCGUUGGCUAUUUUGUAGAUGUCAGAUGGUGUGCUGGAUCCUGAAAUUACUAUUUACCUGCAUCUGUCACUUCCUAUGCCCAUAUGAUAAACCUGAGAUUCAGAGUGCUAGUGAAUGUUUUGCACAUAACUAUACACAGUUCUAGACUGUUGGUUCACCCAUAGUCCUUACUCUUAGAAGAGAACAAUUUGGAGGGCCCAGGUGGCUGGUUUUUUAUGCAUUAAACAUUGCAACGCAGAAUCGCACUGCUUUCCUCUCAGAGGUGUGACUGAGAAAGCAAGCUUGUCUCAAAAGGAAACAAAGCAGACAACAAAACAAAACAAAACAAAACCACCCCAAGAACAUUCUCAAGUUGUCAAGUAUAAUGUGUGCUGUUGUAUGCAGUGUUGAAUUUGUACACUACUCUCUAAGGACUCCUGAGGAACUCUCUGUGAGUGGCAUGCUGCACUCGUGCUGGGUGAGUGUCCUGCUCUGUGCUUGUCCAGUACCAGCUUCGUUUGGAAGUUAUGUGUAUUUUGUUUUUAUUUGACUUACAAUGUGAGUUGAAAGAAAAAAAAGAAAAAAAAGAAAAAAAAAAAAAAAAAGAAAUACAGUGGGACAACUUUGAAUUCAGUUUCACCGGGGCAAGCUUUAAAACUAAUUCAGGCUUAACCUUGCUAUAUGCAGUUACUCUUGUAUACUUUUGCACAUAUUUUGUUUAGUACAGUUUCAUAUUUGAGUUUGCAGAGUUACCUAAUAGUCCUUUUUUUGCUAAUUUUUAUAAUGUGGUUCUUAUUUAACUGUCUGGUUUUGAUAGAUUUAUCAAGUCUGGCUGAAAAAUUAAGAUAUUGGCGAAUGUCAUUUUUAUGGUUUUAAUGCCCUCUUUAUUUAUGGUUUUAGCUCUUUGUUUCUGUAAAGAGAGUUUAAAAGGGAAGAUUAACACUAAACUAUUUACUUUUAAAUGAAGUAUUCAUAAUGCAAAUCGAACACAAAUCCUCGUGACUAGUUAUUUUUAGAUGACUUGAAUUUGAGCAUAACGUGAUUUAAGACUACAUUAAAAAGAGAAAACACUAAAGUUGCCUUUCCCUUGAUUUGUUCCCAUUUCCUGAGUCCCAAAACAGACAGACCUGUAGCCUUUGUGAAGAGACCAGAAGAGAGGUGUUGUUCUUUUUUUUUUUUUUUUUUUUCCUUGUAAUACUUCUCGAGAUGUUUAAAAACUUUCAAUGUACAAUGACUCAUUAAUUUUAUUGACUAAUUUUCUUUUCUUAAUGAAAGGUGCACUCCAUAUUAAUAACUGAUCCCAUUUACAGCUGUUAAUUGUAAGCUGAACUGUACAUUUUAACUUGCAUGUCUGGACUCAUCAGCACUAAACCACGCUCAGGUUUCAGCCAGGGUUUCUGGUGGGGACCUGGCCUUGGCAAAGACAGCAACGUUUGAGCUCUGCUUUCCUGAGAAAACUUCUGCAGAGCAUGUGGAAAGGGAUGUCCCUGUGCUUGCUCCUGCCUCCAGGGCAUCUCUCUGAAUGAACUGAUGCAUCUUGGUGACCUUUCCCUAAUUAGAAGAAAGUGGGGUGGGGGGGGGGAAAAACCAACCAACCCAACAAAGAAGCUGAAAGAAGUUGCCAGAGUCGUGUGUUCUGAUGUGGUGAUGCUGCGUGGGGCUGUGCCACAGGAGAGAGGGGCUGCCUAACAUGGGAGGGUCUGCGUUCUACCUUUUGGUGGGUAGGGGAGGCUGAAAGACUAUCAAAUCUAGGGUACAAUCACAGAUUUUAGCUGUGUAGGUCAGUGUAGCUCUAUUAGUAUACGGAAUGCUAAAUGUGUGGAUGUUUCUCUGCAGAUUGUUCUGUCCUCUUGAAUACUCUUGAGUUUGCAAGUAGGAUUCAUCUGCUCUUGUUUCUAUAUAGGAGGAAGGAGAAUUGAUGUCCACACCCAGUAUGUCUUUAAGAAAACAAAACAUUCAUGUUGCCUUUCAGAGUAAGGAAAAAUACUUUACUUUUUUGUUGUUGUUGAAGUUAUUGAAAAGUGUAGACCAGGAAGGGUGUGAUCCUUGCAGAUGGGGGGGGGGGGGGGGAUGGUGAAAAGUGCUUUCCAAUUGAUCUGUGGCAAGAUUUAUCAUUAUUUUUUCCAAUUUAAUUUUGUCAGCAGUGGAACUGAGGUCGCUUGAUGGUUUGUUUGUUUUUUUUUUUUUCCCCUGAGUCUGUCACCUAAAUACAUUUGCAACAGUUAAGUGGGGCAUUGUCAGUUCAACCAAAAAGUUCUGACUGCGUCCUCUGGUUUAUCACUAGGUAACUGGUUUUAGAGGCAAGAUUGGGGUGAGAGUAAGUAUUUAAAAGAGGUGAAGCCAUCUACAGUUCAGAGUCACAACCUGUCACCAGGGAUUGAUAAACAUGGUGCUGUUGGUCUGGUAGGAAGCCCUAAGCUUAAUGAAACUGCUGAAUGGCAAAUUGUUGGUUUUUUCCAAGCCACUUCUGUAAGAGCUGUAGUACUUUUACAUGAUAUAUAUAUAUAUAUAAAUAGACAUAUAUCGCACAAUAAAGGAUGGUGUGGCACUCUGAAGAGCAAUCAGCCCAACCCCUGGGGCUGUCAAGCAUCAGGAUACGGAGUUACUGUGCCAAGAGGCCCAGCCUGACACGGGGGGGGGUUGUGGCAGGAGCUGAGUUGAAGAUAAUAAGCAGCAGGUUUGGUAAAUCUCCUUGGUUCCUGGGCUGGGAACGAGCCCCUGGCUCCAGCUGGAGCAGUGAGGCUGGACAGGGAUUGCUGUCCCAGCCCCAGGUGAAGCUUCAGUUGUGUCCAGAGUGGUAAAAACUCAUUCCUUGAUAAUUUAUCUGCUCUCCAGAAUAAUUCUUCCUCCCUCCUCACCCUCCCACUGUUCUUUUUUUCUUUUUUUUCCAUGGAGGACGUGUGUGUAUCCGAUCACAUCUGCUCUGGCAUGUUUCUCCAAAUGUAUUUUCCCUCUUCCCCUUCUUUUCUCACUUGCAAAUCUUAAAAAGUGCUUUUGAUUUUUAAAAUGUUAGUAAUCCCAAAAUAGCCUUACUGGUCAAAUUGACCAAAGAUAAAGUGUUAAAUAAAUAUUUUGUAAAAAAAAAAAUUAAAAAAAAAAAAUCUUGGCAUAAUUUUAAACCCAAAAUAAGCUCAGUUAUUUAUUCAGUUUUAUACUAUACAGAAACUUAAACUACACUGAGGGGACAGAGAAGGAAAACCAUGGUGGGCUGUGGUGUUUACAGUCUAUUUGAAGUCCCGUAGCUAAGACAACUAUUGUUAUCCAUCUUCCCUUUUGCUGUUACAGUUUCUAACGUGUACUGUAUGUAUUAAUAUUGCACAAAUUGUGGAGAAAUAUAUGGUUUAUUUUUCACAGCAGAAUCUCACAAGACUCGCUUCCUUUACAAGUGUUACAAUUUAAAUAUUUACCAAACUGUUUUCAUAAUACUGGGAGCCGGCUGCUUUUUAUGAAUUUGUGCUGACUAUUGACAUUAUUUACUGUAUAAAUAAUUUAUCAUUUGUACUAUUGUAUCAUAAUACCUGUAUCUUUGUGUCAUUUUUCCCAAGCCGAUGUCACAAGCGUGAUAUUUAAUAAUGCCAUCAGAACAGUGGAAAGACAAAGGGGUUUGUAGGUGACUGGUCAGAAUUAAAAUUGUAUUGCUUAUAUUCCAGCCGUGUUGCUUUGUCCAGACUCUGCAUAGUGGUUAUGAUCCCAUUCAAAAAACAAACAAACAAAAAGAGCACCAAAACCUCUUGCUGCCAUCGUUUAAUUUUCAAGUCAGUUGAUGGUUUGGUUGAGGUGCUUGAAGGUGUGUGCUCCAAGUCCAAGGUGCCAGGAGAAAUCUGACUGUUCCUGAGAGUGAUGCUUCUUGUGUCUUGUAGAUGUGGUUUCUUGGAUGCUUUCCUCACUUCCCUGGGGCAGGGCUGUUCUUGCUGGGAGAAAGGAGGCUUUCUUAUGGAUCCCUGAAAUCAGAGUCAGUUGAGACCCUGCUAACUCAAUAAAACUGAAGACUCGUUGUGUUGCA
This is a messenger RNA of Calypte anna (Anna's hummingbird), 6435 nucleotides long. RefSeq names its product epsin 2 (gene EPN2). The transcript has 9 exons. The record is from RefSeq and is a predicted model, not a curated record. Gene Ontology annotation, biological process: endocytosis. Gene Ontology annotation, molecular function: clathrin binding; phospholipid binding. Bases 341 to 2134 code for a protein of 597 amino acids. Gene Ontology annotation, cellular component: clathrin vesicle coat; endosome; plasma membrane. Lineage: Eukaryota; Metazoa; Chordata; Aves; Apodiformes; Trochilidae.